Hemicordylus capensis (graceful crag lizard) is the source of this 1124-nucleotide messenger RNA. RefSeq names its product coiled-coil domain containing 90B (gene CCDC90B). The transcript is spliced from 9 exons. Bases 88 to 825 code for a protein of 245 amino acids. Lineage: Eukaryota; Metazoa; Chordata; Lepidosauria; Squamata; Cordylidae. The record is from RefSeq and is a predicted model, not a curated record. Gene Ontology annotation, cellular component: mitochondrion.
UUGAGCGCUCAGCCGGAAGUGAGUGAUCGCAGCCCGGCUGCUCUUUAUUCCUAGUUCUAAUGGGUCCUGCAAAAAGAAAGUAGGAAGAUGUUGGGUCGUAGUGCGUUAAGUGUCAGGCUCUUGGUCCGGGGGAGCAAUGGAUUCUCCAUGCCGCAGAGAGGUUUUGCUGCCACCACCCCAGUGAAGUCAUAUGAUGUAAGAAGAGUUGAAAUAACCCCGUUGGAGCAAAGGAAACUCACUUUUGACACCCACAGCUUAGUAAAAGACUUGGAGACUCAUGGCUUUGGGAAGGAGCAGGCCCAAACCAUUGUGUCCGCCUUAACGGCCUUGUCCAGCAACAGCCUGGAUACCGUCUACAAGGAUAUGGUGACCCAGGCCCAGCAGGAAAUAACUUUGCAGCAGAUCAUGUCUCAUUUGGACUCCAUCCGGAAGGACAUGGUCAUCCUCGAGAAGAGCGAGUUUGCCAACCUGAGAGCGGAGAAUGAGAAAAUGAAAAUUGAAUUGGAUCAAGUUAAACAGCAGCUAAUGAAUGAAACAAGUAGGAUCCGAGCUGAUAACAAGCUGGACAUCAACUUGGAGAGAAGUAGGGUGACAGACAUGUUCACAGAUCAAGAGAAAAAGCUCAUGGAAGCCACAACAGAAUUUCAUAAAAAGGAUUCCGGCACCAACAGCUCCGUGACGGAGAUCAGCAAUAAAAUCGACGCUGAAAUAGCUGCUCUGAAAACACUCAUGGAAUCAAAUAAACUGGACACAAUACGUUAUUUGGCAGCCUCAGUUUUCACUUGCCUCGCGAUUGCCCUGGGAUUUUAUCGGUUCUGGAAAUAAAAGUCGGUCGCAGAAGCCAAGACGGAACAAGCCCUCUUGCAGCUGACCUACAGCAUGUCUUGGAUGUGCCUUCUAGCGAGAUACAUUCUGAACCUUGAUGUCAGUAUUGAUUUUUCACGGAUAUACCACUGGUGGAUGUUGUCUGCAGUCACAAUAGAGCAAGCAAUGCAUCUUUGGUUUGUAUCACUUGGGGCUUGCAAGGGGUUCUUGUAUAUGGGAGGCCAACAGAUCCUUGGGCUAAGAAAAACGGAAAAGGAAAGAUAAGGUGUAGGAGGAAUAAAAUACUUGUUUGGCUGGAA